AAUAUGAAAUGCAUUAGACAUGUAACCUAUUUAUCCUAAUAUACGAUAAAAUGUACUCCGUUAUAUUUCGUCAUUUAAAUUUAAUUAGGCACAAAUAGAAAAUAACGAAGAUACAAGGCCAAUCGAGGCCAAUCGAAAAUGAUGUCGAUAGGAAAAUAACUAGGCAUUUUUGAGAAGCACGAAUAUUCAACGUGUCAGUUCAACGUGUACAAAAAUUUCGCAAAUAGUGCGCAUCCCUUCAGCGAAUGUUAGUUUUUUAUCUGACACUUUAUUUUUUUCCUACAUCCUCAUUAAAAAAAUGUAGUUUGUGGAGAAAUAUCUAUAAGUUAUUUCACAAAAGUUAAAACAAAUCCAUCACCAAUAUGAAUAAGACUUCUCAAAGAACUGGACAAACAUUGAAGUAUGUGAGCUUAAUUACUCUCACACUUCAAAAUGCUAUGGUUGGCCUCAGCAUGCGAUAUUCGCGUACUAGAGCAGGAGAUAUGUUUCUAUCUUCCACUGCUGUUGUAAUGGCAGAAGUAGUCAAAUUAUUUACCUGUCUGGUAUUGGUAUACAUCGAAGAAGGAAGCUUUGAGAAAUUUUAUAAAGCAUUACAUAUGACAAUCAUGAAGCAGCCUAUUGACACUUUGAAAGUUUGUGUGCCAUCUCUCUUGUAUAUCAUACAAAAUAAUUUACUUUAUGUAUCUGCAUCUAAUCUGGACGCAGCUACAUAUCAGGUUACAUAUCAAUUAAAAAUUUUGACAACAGCCUUCUUCGCAGUGACGAUAUUACGUAAAUCUCUACGUAUCACGCAGUGGGGUGCUCUACUAUUUUUAGUCAUUGGAGUAGUUCUUGUACAAUUGGCUCAAAGCGUAAAAGCGUCUUUACCUUCCGGUAUCGAACAAAAUCACUGGCUAGGUUUUUCUGCUGCUCUGAGCGCGUGCGUUCUAUCUGGCUUCGCGGGAAUCUACUUUGAAAAAAUUCUCAAAAGCUCCGACAUCUCUGUAUGGAUGCGAAACGUACAGUUGAGCGUUCUGUCCAUACCGUUCGGAUUGGGCACGUGUUUUCUGCAGGAUGGUGACAUCAUACGCAAGCAGGGUUUCUUCUUUGGUUACGAUUUAUUUAUCUUUUACCUGGUGAUCUUGCAAGCAGGCGGUGGAUUGAUUGUAGCCAUGGUAGUUAAGUAUGCUGACAAUAUAUUGAAAGGCUUUGCCACAUCUUUAGCCAUCAUCAUCUCUUGCAUAGCUUCCAUUUAUCUGUUCGACUUCCAUCUGUCAUUUCAAUUCAGUCUAGGUGCGUUCCUCGUAAUAUGCUCAAUUUUCCUUUACAGUCACCAACCGAAAACUUUGUCUGAUAAACAUACAUCAGCUGAAAAAGUCUGACAAUAGUGAAAACACGAGGGUAUUCUCGGUAUAAUAUAAAUAAUUGAUUUUACAAGUUUUCACAAGAAUUUUCAUUAACUAACAUUAACUUGGUGAUAUAGAGUUUUAAUAAUUUAUCAAAAAUAGAAUCAAUUUAAAAGGAGGACCGAUUGAAUAUUGAUUUGAACAAAUUAAUGAAAAAAAAAUAAAAGAUUUGACAGAUACUAUCAAUAUUAAGAAAAAUCAAUAUAACAACUUUGAUAAUUCUACCUUAAACUGCAAUGAUACAAUUGUUAUAUUGUUAUAUAGAAUACAAGUGCAAUCAUGUUUUAUAUUCCAUCAUUUAUCUCUCUUGUGAUAGUAAAAAUAGAGAUUUUACAAUGAUGAAUAUAUAGAGAAAUUAAAGUGAGAUUAUACAUUGCAGUGGGUUUAUCAAGUUAUUAUAGAUACAAAACGUUGACAUUAUUAGCUAUUCACAAUGAUUAUGACUUUAUAUUAUAUAGCUUCGAUUCAAAUACAUUCAAAUAUAUUCAUCAUAGGUCAGUAAGUUAUAUUUGCACUAUGUACUUAAGAAUAGAUUUUAAUAAAUGCGGUUUCUAUGAGAAUUUUAAUUUCACAUCGUUUCUUUGAGAUUGCAAUUUUUAGAAUGCAGUAAGACAAUUCUAAACAAAAAUUUAUUUUGCAAACAAAACUUUAUUCAACCAAAUAAUUACAUGAAGUAAGCAAGAAUAUAUUUUAUUUGGAAUGCAAAAUGUUUCAAUGGAAAAAUAUCUAAGUCUAUUUAAAAUAAAAUUCAGCUUCCUAUAAUAUUUUGUAUUAAAUUCAAGAUAUAAUUACAUGCAUAUUUUUUUUUUAUUCA
Messenger RNA from Cataglyphis hispanica, 2199 nucleotides. It is a transcript of the gene Ugalt, whose product is annotated as UDP-galactose translocator. The transcript is spliced from 5 exons. Gene Ontology annotation, molecular function: UDP-galactose transmembrane transporter activity. NCBI's taxonomy places the organism in Eukaryota, Metazoa, Arthropoda, Insecta, Hymenoptera, Formicidae. The coding region runs from base 363 to 1361 and encodes 332 amino acids. The record is from RefSeq and is a predicted model, not a curated record. Gene Ontology annotation, biological process: pyrimidine nucleotide-sugar transmembrane transport. Gene Ontology annotation, cellular component: Golgi membrane.